Messenger RNA from Dendronephthya gigantea, 1470 nucleotides. RefSeq lists its product as uncharacterized. The coding region runs from base 1 to 1470 and encodes 489 amino acids. NCBI's taxonomy places the organism in Eukaryota, Metazoa, Cnidaria, Anthozoa, Malacalcyonacea, Nephtheidae. The record is from RefSeq and is a predicted model, not a curated record. The transcript has a single exon.
AUGGCUCAUUCAAGACUACUGAAGCUGGAGUCAUCCCUACGAAAAAAACCGGAUGUCGCUAUGGCCUACAACCAGAUAAUCCUGGAUUACCUCCAGAAAGGGUACAUCAAGAAAGUACCAAAGAAAACGGGUGACCAGUGGUUGUUGCCGCACUUUCCGGUGAUCAAUCAGGAGAAAACGUCGACCAAAGUUCGAAUCGUCUUUGAUGCGGCAGCGAAGCACAAAAACAAAUGUCUGAACGACGCGCUUCACCCUGGGCCCAAGCUCCAACGAGAAUUGGUAGACGUGUUAACCAGGUUCCGAAGAGAACCCGUGGCAGUGUCAGCAGAUAUCUCUCAGAUGUUCUUACAAGUCGGACUUGCCGAGAAAGAUCGACCUUUUCAUCUCUUCCUUUGGCGUGAUUUGAACAAAGAAAGAGAACCCGAAAUUUACGAGUUCCAGCGUCUACCAUUCGGAAAUACCUAUUCACCAUUCUGCGCACAAUAUGUACUUCACUCCCACGCGGAGAAGAAUAAAGAUCACUUUCCGAAAGCCGCAGAUACAGUGGAUAAUGCAAUGUACGUGGACGAUGUGCUGGACUCUUGCGAGACGGUUCAGGGAGCCAUAACCCUUAGACAACAAACAUCCGAGUUGGUGUCUGGCGCAGGCUUCAAUUUGAGGAAAUGGAUGUCAAACCAGGCUGAUGUUAUCAAAGAUGUUCCUGUUGAAGAUCGUCUUCCCGGAUUAGAGCUCAGUGAUGGUAGCCUGCCGAUGUUGAAGACCCUGGGAGUUCUGUGGAAUGCCCGGCAAGAUAUCUUCAAGUUCGUGGUUCACCCUCCAUCGCUGACUGAAGGCCCGACCAAAAGAGAAGUCCUGAGUAGUAUAGCAAAGCUGUUUGAUCCAUUACAGUUUUUGGCUCCCUUCACUAUACGAGCGAAAUUAUUGUUGCAAAAGACAUGGGCAGCUGGAAUUGGUUGGGAAGACAAAAUGCCAGAAAAUUUGUGCAAUGAAUGGAACAACUGGGUAAAAGAACUGAGCGACUUAAACGGAUUCGAAGUCCCUCGCCCUCUACGCUUGCCUGGACCUACGGACGUCUGGUUGCACACCUUCUCAGACGCAUCCCAAGAUGCUUACGCAGCAGUGUCUUAUCUUGUCAGUAAUUACGAAGAUCACGAAGCCACCUCACGGAUCCUCGCAUCCAAGAGUCGUGUCACGCCACUAAAGUCAGUUACUAUCCCAAGACUGGAACUCAUGGGAGCAGUACUCGCCACCCGACUGGCCAACAGCAUUCUCCAGACAUUGACAGUCAAUGGAGCAACGUACUGGACGGACUCAAGGAACGUCCUGUAUUGGGUGCGUAACCAGAGCCGUGCAUUCAAGCCAUUUGUGGCCAAUCGAGUGGCAGAGAUACAGAGACAUUCCAACCCAGAACAAUGGCGACACAUACCUGGUGGAAUAAAUCCAGCCGACAUACCAACUCGUGGACUUUAG